Fusarium subglutinans is the source of this 1200-nucleotide messenger RNA. RefSeq names its product 3-(3-hydroxyphenyl)propionate 2-hydroxylase. Gene Ontology annotation, molecular function: FAD binding. NCBI's taxonomy places the organism in Eukaryota, Fungi, Ascomycota, Sordariomycetes, Hypocreales, Nectriaceae. The coding region runs from base 1 to 1200 and encodes 399 amino acids. The transcript is spliced from 4 exons. The record is from RefSeq and is a predicted model, not a curated record.
AUGCCCAACCCAACAGUUAUAGUCGUCGGCGCGGGCCCCGUCGGCCUCUUUACAGCCUUGAUCCUUGCCCAGAAUGGAAUCAAGGUCACAGUGCUUGAGGCAGAUGAAGGAAUUUCCCGUAGUCCACGAGCUGCAGUACAGCUCCCUUGCGUUAAUCUCGAAUUCGUCAAGGCUGGAGUCAUCGAGGAGGUUCUCGAAUAUGGCUGUAGGAGCGAUCAUGGAUACUGUUGGCGAGACGGAUACGAUACAACAAAAGUCCUCGCAGACUUCACGCCUCCACCAUCCGAAAACCCCAAUCUCUGCGCAGCCAUGAUAGGGCAAGACGUCUUGUCGCAGAUCUUCCUUAAACAUUUGAUCAAUACCGGAAAUGCGGAGAUCAUCUUCAACCAUGCUUUCACUCGUGUUGAGGACCAUGGCGAUUCAGUUACUGUCUACGCUCGGCGUGUACUUGAUGAUCAAGAGCUCAGCUUUAACUGUCGGUACGUCGUCGGAGCUGAUGGUGGCAAGAGUUCGGUUAGGAAAUGUAUAGUCAAUAUCCUCUACGACCUUGAAAAGUUAGGCUGGAAGCAUGGUAACUUUAUUGUACAUCCUGAGGAUUGGGCAAUCGUUGUGAAACGUGGACCAAAGAAUCUGUGGAGGGUUGCAACUAGCGUUCCAUUCGCUCAGGGUGCUGAUGGAGAGCCUAUUACUGACAAGGCUGUCUUCCCCGUCAUCAAAGACAGACUUUCUAGAAUCUUGCCGGGUAACACUGAUGAGAUCAUCUACCUCCAAACAGCCCCGUACACGAUUCAUCAGCGCUGUGUAUCGAAAUAUCGCGUUGGUAAUAUCAUUCUCGCUGGCGAUGCUGCCCACCUUAACAAUCCUGUCGGUGGACUUGGACUGACUACCGGUUUACUCGAUGCCGCUCAUCUGGGCAAAGCUUUAGUCCAGAUCAUCAACGACAAUGCCCCAGAAACAGAACUCGAUGAUUAUGCAACGGCUAGGCGCGACGUCUACAAGAAUAUCACAGAUCCAUUAUCGACUGCGAAUCUGUUAAGAGUGAAGUCGACUGCUCCUGAGGACGUUGCAGCGAGGGAGGCGUUUUUCACGAUGUUGAAUGAUCCGAACCAGAAAGCCCAGCUGUUUGCUCAUAUGGGAAAGGAGAUGGGGUUGUCGACUACCUUGGACAUGAAGGAUUUGGGGCCAAGACCACAGCUGUGA